Messenger RNA from Anarrhichthys ocellatus (wolf-eel), 2102 nucleotides. It is a transcript of the gene pgp, whose product is annotated as phosphoglycolate phosphatase. The transcript has 2 exons. Bases 702 to 1622 code for a protein of 306 amino acids. Gene Ontology annotation, molecular function: sn-glycerol 3-phosphatase activity. Gene Ontology annotation, cellular component: cytoplasm. NCBI's taxonomy places the organism in Eukaryota, Metazoa, Chordata, Actinopteri, Perciformes, Anarhichadidae. The record is from RefSeq and is a predicted model, not a curated record.
GUUAGAUAAAGUUGGUGUCUGUUAUUUAAAUUAAACAUUUUUCUGACUUUGCCGGCCAUCAACUAAAGCUGGAACAUUAUGUCCUGCCACUGUAGGGUUUUUAAUACAUGAUCGUGGCAUUGGCACUCAGCUUUCGAAAAUGUUGUAUGUUUUUGUAUUUAUAUCGGACACAGGUAUAUUAUUUUAAUAUUAGGCAAGGAUUUAAAAUAAAUAAUACAAUUCCGUGUCAGGGGGUAAAUGAGGCCAGCAGUAGGAGCGGCGAACACUUGCCCUAAAGCCUCAUGGGAGGUGUAGUUUGAUGCUAAGAAGAGGACUUAAAAGAACAGCGUGCUUGCCUUUUAGUAGUAGCUGUGAUGUUUUGAAUACCCAUACAGUUUGUUAUUUUUUAAAUUGUUUUUUGCAAAGACAACUACAGGUUGUGAGCAGGAGUUAGUGACAGAAGCCUGACCUGGUGGGACUGGACUUGUACCUGUGUAGUUCACAUAGUUUAAAUACAGAACUAUAAUGAACACGUCCAUAGCUGCUCCUGUCCCUUUAAGCCGGUGCGGAAGUAACUGCAGAAUUGACGCAACACUCAGUGGAAGGUCAGGUUUUCCUCCGGUGAAUUUCAACACUACUCUUGUUUAACCAACGGUCACAACGGCAAAGCUUGUUCCUCUAAAUACAGUAGUACUUAACUUUAUGACAGCACUAACAGACUGAUGUCUGGGUCUAAAUGUACACGGCUGAGCGGAGCGCUGGUGAAACAAGUGCUGGACUCGGUGGACAGCGUCCUGUUUGACUGCGAUGGGGUCAUCUGGCGGGGGGACCAGGCCGUCCCUGGAGCCCCUCAAGUCAUAAACCUGCUCAAGGAAAAGGGGAAAAAGGUCUUCUUCGUCACCAACAACAGCACCAAGACGAGGAAGAUGUACGUCGACAAAAUGUCUACGUUGGGGUUCAAAGCGAGCGAAGAGGAGGUGUUCGGGACGGCGUACUGCUCCGCCAUGUACCUGAAGACCGUCUGCGAGCUGGAGGGGAAAGUGUACCUGAUAGGAAGCGACGCGAUGAGAGAGGAACUGGAGGCGGUGGGGAUCCGGCAGACCGGCGUGGGACCGGACCACGUCUCCGGGAAGCCGAACGACUGGGCGAACGUGCCCCUGGAUGCCGACGUGAAGGCGGUGGUGGUCGGUUUCGAUGAACACUUCAGCUACAUGAAAGUGAACAGAGCCAUGCAGUACUUGACCCAGCCGGGCUGUCUGUUUGUGGGGACCAACAGGGACACCAGGCUGCCCCUGGAGGGGGGCAAGGCCGUCCCAGGUACCGGCUGCCUGCUGCAGGCCGUGGAGACAGCAGCCCAGCGGCAGGCCCAGACAGUGGGCAAACCCAACCACUUCAUGUUCGACUGCGUGGCCUCCAAGUUCGGCGUGGACCCCGCCCGCUGUCUGAUGGUGGGCGACCGCCUGGACACGGACAUCAUGCUGGGCUCCAACUGCGGCCUGAAGACCCUCCUCACCCUCACAGGGGUCAGCACGGUGGCGGAAGCCGAGGCCCACCAGAAGAGCGGCUGCGCGGAGAGGCAGGGCAUGGUGCCGGAUUAUUACAUGGAGAGCAUCGCAGACCUUCUUCCGGCUCUGCAGGGAUGAAACUGUGGCCUUCAGGAAUGGAGCGUAGCUACGCGAUAGCCUAGCAGCUCCAAACCAGAGGAAUCUGGCUUGCCUGUCACAUGCCAGACCCCAUUGUCUUCUAAAAGGGAAUAUUUUUACAUUACAUUAAAAUGAUUAAACAUCUCUUUAACUGAGUCACAACCGAGCAGCUAGCUGAUGCCUGGCCGAGGAGACAAAGACUCCAUUAUUUAACUAAACCACUAUUAAAAACCUGCUAAUUUAACAUGAUAUCAACGAUUGAUUUAUUAAUAAGGUCAGAACAAGGAUUUACAGUAUUGUCUCAAUGUGUGUAGGAGAGUGUACUUUAAAUACCCAGCCUGUGAUGCAAUCUCCUCUUAAGCAACUACGAGUCAAACUCAAGGAGGGAAAUGAGCUCACAAAAUGUGUCCACGGUUUGGUUGUGUGUGUGUGUGUGUGUGUGUGUGUGUUCAGGUUUACAGCUGUUUUAGAGUCUAUAAA